CUCGACUAGGGUCCGGUCUCGUACCAAUAUAAAGACGCUGUCUCUCGCGCUCGUGUCCGCAGGUAGUCCGCCGCUUCCGCUGCUGUCGUUCUGCGCCUGCUCUGCGCUUUCCACCCGGCUGCUACCGCUGCUGGCGAUCCACGACGCUCAGAACUUACCAUCCAUCCUCACGUUUACCGUUGUUGCCUCGCCCGACUCGCGGCUGCCAAGUUCACGGUUUUCACGGGGUGCCAAUUGUCAAAUCAGAUAUCGCUCGAAGUUCUGCAAAGAUAACAUAGUCAGGCAAGAUGGCGGACGCAGUCGACUCUGAAGAAAGGCCACCGGAAGGUCAUGUUCCGUGGGUGCCAAUUGACUACAGAGCACCCACCUACUCGAGUGAUACCUAUCCGCGAUUUCCGCAGGAGCUGAUCGACUACAUAUGCGAGCUCCUCCGGUUGGAUCCUUUCACACUGACCAGGUGCCGCCUUGUUUGCCACGCUUGGUAUCAUGCUGCACUGCGCGUGUCCUGGUACUCCAGCCUCAGGUUGCAGACCCGAGAAGCCUUGGAUGACUGCGCAUACAUGCUCAUGUUGAAAAACAAUCGAUCAUACGGCAAAAAUUUUCGUUCCUUGCUGAUUCGAGACGACCCUCGAAAGCCACUCGCCCACAUCUGGCCAAUGCGCAUUCCCGGCAACCAGACCACAUGAUCUUUUCUUCCACUUCCUUUCCUAUUACACCAGCAUCAAAACUCUGGCAAUCACACGGUGCCAGUUUCGCAGUAUAGCAGACCUCCGUAGGAUCUCCACCGCACACC
Messenger RNA from Fomitopsis serialis, 793 nucleotides. RefSeq lists its product as uncharacterized. Gene Ontology annotation, molecular function: protein binding. Lineage: Eukaryota; Fungi; Basidiomycota; Agaricomycetes; Polyporales; Fomitopsidaceae. Bases 288 to 686 code for a protein of 132 amino acids. The record is from RefSeq and is a predicted model, not a curated record. The transcript is spliced from 5 exons.